AUGUCUUGCCGCUCCUACAGAGUCAGCUCUGGUCGCCGCAUGGGCAACUUCAGCUCUUGCUCAGCAGUGACCCCCCAGAACCUGAACCGCUUCCGGGCCAGCUCUGUCUCCUGCAGGAGUGGGCCCGGCUUCCGGGGUCUUGGCAGCUUUGGUAGUCGGAGUGUCAUCGCUUUUGGAUCGUGCUCACCCCGGAUGGCAGCAGUAUGCCCUCGUCCCAUCCGCUGUGGAGUUGGCUUUGGUGCUGGCAGUGGGAUGCCCUUUGGCUUUGGUGAUGGGAGUGGUGCUGGUCUGGGCUUUGGGGCCAGCGGUUGUGUUGGUCUGGGAUUUGGAGCCAACAGUGGCCUUGGUUAUGGCUUUGGCGGCCCUGGCUUUGGCUACAGAGUUGGAGGAGUUGGAGUCCCAGCAGCCCCAUCUAUCACAGCAGUGACUGUUAACCAGAGCCUGUUGACCCCCCUCAACCUGGAGAUUGAUCCCAAUGCCCAGAGGGUGAAGAAGGAUGAGAAGGAGCAAAUCAAGACCCUCAACAACAAAUUUGCAUCCUUCAUUGACAAGGUGCGGUUCCUGGAACAGCAGAAUAAGCUCCUAGAGACCAAGUGGAAUUUCCUCCAAGAGCAGAAAUGUGCCAGGAGCAACCUGGAGCCCCUCUUUGAGAACUAUAUCACCAACCUGCGGAGGCAGCUGGACGUAGUGAACAGUGACCGGGCCCGGUUCGAGGCUGAGAGAAACCACAUGCAGGAUGUCCUUGAGGGUUUCAAGAAGAAGUACGAAGAGGAGGUAGGAUUCCGGGCCAACGCUGAGAAUGAGUUUGUGGCUCUGAAGAAGGAUGUGGAUACAUCUUUCUUAAAUAAGUCUGAUCUAGAGGCCAACGCAGAUACCCUAACUCAGGAAAUUGACUUUCUCAAAGCCUUAUACAUGGCGGAAAUCCAAUUGCUGCAGUCACACAUCUCGGAGACAUCGGUCAUCGUGAAGAUGGACAACAGCCGGGACCUGAACUUUGAUGGAAUCAUCGACGAAAUCAAGGCGCAGUAUGAAGAGGUUGCCAGGCGCAGUCGGGCUGAUGCUGAGGCGUGGUACCAGACCAAGUACGAGGAGAUGCGGGUGACAGCUGGCCAGCACUGUGACAACCUGCGCAACACACGGGAUGAGAUCAAUGAGCUGACCCGCCUGAUCCAGAGACUGAAGGCAGAGAUUGAGCAUUCCAAGGCUCAGCGGGCCAAGCUGGAGGCUGCGGUGGCCGAGGCAGAGCAGCAGGGCGAGGCGGCCCUCAAUGACGCCAAGUGCAAGCUGGCGGAUCUGGAGGGCGCCCUGCAGCAGGCCAAGCAGGACAUGGCCCGGCAGCUGCGAGAGUAUCAAGAACUGAUGAACGUCAAGCUGGGCCUGGACAUCGAGAUCGCCACCUACAGGCGCCUGCUGGAGGGCGAGGAGAUCCGGAUCUGCGAAGGUGUUGGACCAGUAAACAUAUCCGUGAGCAGCUCCCGGGGUGCCGUGGUGUGCGGGCCUGAACCCCUGGUCGCCAGCUCCACCCUCUCCCGUGGUGGGGUCACUUUCUCGGGCAGCAGCGGCAUCCGGUCCAGCAGUGCCUGUGGCUCCAGCCUGGGUGGGACCCGGAUCGUCACAGCCGGCGGGGACCUGCUGAAUGUGGGCUCCCGGGGUGGCUCCGUGCUCACGGGCGAGGCCUGCGUCCCCAGCGUCCCCUGCCCGCUGCCCACCGAAGGGGGCUUCAGCAGCUGCAGCGGGGGCCGCGGCAGCCGCAGCUCCAGCAUCCGCUUCGUGUCCACCACCACCUCCCGCCGGACCAAGUACUGA
Molecule: messenger RNA, 1806 nt
Organism: Prionailurus viverrinus (fishing cat)
Lineage: Eukaryota; Metazoa; Chordata; Mammalia; Carnivora; Felidae
Gene: KRT84
Product: keratin 84
Exons: 9
Coding region: 1-1806 (601 amino acids)
Biological process (GO): keratinization; intermediate filament organization
Cellular component (GO): keratin filament
Molecular function (GO): structural constituent of skin epidermis
Source: RefSeq, a predicted model, not a curated record